Dicrocoelium dendriticum is the source of this 174-nucleotide messenger RNA. The record is from the annotation of a GenBank genome assembly. Lineage: Eukaryota; Metazoa; Platyhelminthes; Trematoda; Plagiorchiida; Dicrocoeliidae.
AUGGUCCUCGCUGCCCUAUCGGAGAGUUCAACUCAAUCGAUUCCUCAAGAAGAUGUGUUGUUUGGCCAGCUUGGAAUUAAUCUAUCUACAACCGUUACAUCCAGCUCGGAUGCCACUGGUCCUGGCCACUCUCUGAGUAUGCACGUCCCUCAACCCGAUCUCGUCAUGGCGGAG